UUUUAUUUUUUCUAAAUACGACAUUCUCUGGUUUCCUUUAUUGUAGCCUCAUUGAAGAUUACUUCUUUUAAAGAUGACAGAAAUUCUUCAAACUGAGGCCUCAUAAGGAACGUUGCCAUGUAGGAGUUUCUAUCAUGGUUUGGUUGCAGAACAUAUUCCGUGCAUAUCCUGGCUGAUGAGGCACUGUAGGUUAAUGUAUUUGUCUAUGUAAAAGCAGUGGAUCAUGUAUAAAAGAAGGAAAUUUCUGAUAUAAGAAAAAAAUCUCUAUAUACUAGCCAGCCAUUAGAGGACCAUGAUGCGUGUCUUAUCCUUAAAAUGUGGCCGUUUGUACCGUUAUGUGAAGUUUAUAUUCCUUGUUGCCUUGUUAAUUGUAUUACUGAUGCACACGCACACCUUGUUUGCAUCAUUUCAAAGAAAUGAAUUAACUGAUCGCAGGUUUAUUGGCCUUAACAAGUGUCCUGCAUGUUUUGGAACUAGCUGGUGUAGGAAAUUUAUGAAUGACCAUAUUCGAUUUGAGUCCUGGGAUAGACUGAGGUUUUUGGACUUCUUUAAUGUAAAGAAUGUUCACUUUGCACAGUAUGGAGAACCAAGAGAAGGAACCAGACGGAUUGUUCUUAAACGUUUGGGUUCAAACCAAGAAUUGGCUGAUAUAGACCAAAAGAUCUGUAAAAGAGCAACAGGCCGCCCACGCUGUGACCUAGUCCAGGCCAUGUACAAGACUGAAUUUGCUCGUUUAAAUGGUGAUGUUAGAUUAUUGACUCCUGAAGUUGUUGAUGGAUGGUCAGACUUGGUCCAUUGUCCAUCUCAGAGAUUGUUGGAUAGAAUAGUGCGCAGGUAUGCAGAAACAAAGGAUUCUGGAAGCUUCUUGUUGAAAAACUUGAAAGAUACCGAGCGCAUGCAGUUGCUAAUGACUCUUGCCUUUAUCCAGAACCUCUUGUGCUACAGGUAAGUUGUGCAUUAUUGUUUAAAUCCAAUUUAUC
Protopterus annectens (West African lungfish) is the source of this 980-nucleotide messenger RNA. RefSeq names its product divergent protein kinase domain 2A-like. The transcript has 2 exons. The record is from RefSeq and is a predicted model, not a curated record. Lineage: Eukaryota; Metazoa; Chordata; Ceratodontiformes; Protopteridae. Bases 293 to 949 code for a protein of 218 amino acids.